Ipomoea triloba (trilobed morning glory) is the source of this 1796-nucleotide messenger RNA. RefSeq lists its product as uncharacterized. Lineage: Eukaryota; Viridiplantae; Streptophyta; Magnoliopsida; Solanales; Convolvulaceae. Bases 345 to 1385 code for a protein of 346 amino acids. The record is from RefSeq and is a predicted model, not a curated record. The transcript has 6 exons.
AACUUGGAGUCCCCCGUCUCCAUCAGAGAGAGAAGAGAAGAGAAGAGAGGAGUGUAAAUCAGACGGAAAAUCUUAAAGCAAACAGUGAAAGAGGAAAGCGCGAUAACGUUCGAACGCAGGAAUAGGUUUCAUCAUCAUUUUGUUUUUCAUCAUCUUCGUGAUAAAAAGCUAAAGCAGGAUUUACUUCUCUCACCUCAUAUACAUACAACUGGCUGUGUGUGUGUGUAUGCAUGUGUGCAGAACGGGCAAAUGGAUAAAGCUAGAAAGAAAAGGGGAAAGAACACUUGAGAAUCUUAACUCCCAAAUGUCUUUUGCUUGUCUUCCUUUUUAAGAGAACACUUCCCAUGGCUGAAGAUCUUUGUUUCUUCUCGAAGGAUGCAUUGAUCAUAAAGCCUCCAAAGAAAUCUCCACUGUUAUUGAGAAUGGUGGUCUUAUCUGUUGCAAUGCUAUGUGGAGUCUAUAUAUGCUCAAUCUGUCUUAAGCAAAUUGGUAGCCACACCAAUAGACAAGUAAUAAAGAUUCCUGCUAUUGGUGGGGAGAAUGUAUGUGAACCACCUCAUAUUGAACCUUCAGAGAGACCUUAUGUGCACUUUCCCAAGCCAAAGACUUUUAGCCGUGCUGAGUGUGCUUGCAAUCCAGUACGGUAUUUUGCAAUUUUGUCGACACAGAGGUCUGGUAGUGGAUGGUUCGAGACACUGUUAAACAAUCACACGAAUAUCAGCUCCAAUGGGGAGAUUUUUUCUGUCAAAGUCCGGAGGAGUAACAUAUCAACUAUUGUGGACACUUUGGACAACAUCUAUAAUCUAGACUGGUUUACUAGUGCUUCCAAGAAUGAGUGUACAGCUGCAGUUGGGCUGAAAUGGAUGCUUAAUCAGGGUCUACUUCAAAAUCAUGAGGAAAUUGUUGAAUACUUUAAAAGGAAAGGAGUUUCCACAAUUUUUCUCUUCAGAAGAAAUCUUUUGCGUAGAAUGGUUUCAAUACUUGCAAACUCCUAUGAUCAAAAUGCAAAGCCACUAAAUGGAACUCACAAAUCUCACGUGCAUUCUCCUCUAGAGGCUGAAAUACUUGCUAGAUACAAACCAGUGAUAAACACAACACUGCUGAUUCCAAUCCUAAGGCAAGCGGAGGAGUUGGUGACGAAAGGCUUGGAGUCCUUCAAAAGUACUAGGCAUAUCAUCCUUUACUACGAGGACAUAAUACAAAACCGAACUAAACUCAUUGAUGUUCAAGAUUUCCUUACAGUCCCACAUAGAGAGUUACAUAGUCGACAGAUUAAGAUACACAAAGGGCCUUUGUCUUCACAGGUUGAGAAUUGGGGUGAUAUCGAAAAGACCCUCAAGGGAACACCAUUUGAGAGCUUCCUACGAGCGGAUCAAGAAAUGUAGAUGUGCAGUGCCUGUCUGUGUAUAUAUAACACGACGUUCUGUUGAUUAAUCAUUCUUUUUCUCCCAUUACCAGAAAGCUAACAAGGUAAUUCUUGUUGAGUAGAUUUUCAGUUAUGGCAUGUUGCCUUCAAGUUCUUCCUGACAAACUGAUCAAUUUUGUUGUAAUUUUUAUUGUUGGAUAGUUGAGUUGUAGCUGAUUAUUUAUGCUAGUAUGCUACUUCUGCAACUUCUCAGAUUACUUUUAGUGAAGUUUUUUAUUUAUAAGGGUAGGUUUCAUCGUUUAUUUGUUUCAUUUUCAUGGUAUGUACAUAGCCCACGUAUUGUUUCCUAGUGCGGCUGUUUUGUACUUUUGUUGGAGACUUGUUUCCUUUGUUUCAUGAAAGGGCCCAAAUAAAAUAUAAAUUUGAAGAA